AAGGCAAGAUCGAAACCAUUGUGCUGUGCCUUUAAGCACACUCUAAUCCUAAGGGAGGUGCUUUCAUCACUAGCCAAUCAGGGUCUCCAGGCCGAACUGUCAGUCAGAAGUGGUGCGGAGCACUUCCGGGAGCCAGGUUGCCUGCUUGGCUUCGCGGAACAGCCUGCGCCGCUGUGCUGCGAGUCAGGGAGCUGUGAGGGGACCAUGGGCGAGCUGGGAGGCCACAACAUGGAUGCAGUGACCUAUAAUGAUGUGCAUGUUGACUUCACUCGGGAAGAGUGGGCUUUGCUGGAUCCUUCCCAGAAGAAUCUCUACAAAGAUG
Messenger RNA from Cricetulus griseus (Chinese hamster), 322 nucleotides. NCBI's taxonomy places the organism in Eukaryota, Metazoa, Chordata, Mammalia, Rodentia, Cricetidae. The record is from RefSeq and is a predicted model, not a curated record.